Molecule: messenger RNA, 190 nt
Organism: Monoraphidium neglectum
Lineage: Eukaryota; Viridiplantae; Chlorophyta; Chlorophyceae; Sphaeropleales; Selenastraceae
Exons: 1
Source: RefSeq, a predicted model, not a curated record
AUGGGCUCCAUCGAGACGCAACCAAGCUUUGAAACACCAGCUUCACCUGAUGGACGGCGCCUGGAGAGGCUGGUCAGCGUGGGCCAGGGGGGCCAGAAGGGCACACUGCGUGUGGCGUUUGCCCCUUUAGAGACUCAGGGCUCCAUUGGAUCGCCUACGGGCGAAUCAGGAUCCCAUAUGAAGACGCUGG